Messenger RNA from Saccostrea cuccullata (small rock oyster), 972 nucleotides. RefSeq lists its product as uncharacterized. Lineage: Eukaryota; Metazoa; Mollusca; Bivalvia; Ostreida; Ostreidae. The record is from RefSeq and is a predicted model, not a curated record. The transcript is spliced from 2 exons. Bases 129 to 707 code for a protein of 192 amino acids.
CAACCAAUGAACCGUGAUCCUCCCUCAUCAGGUAUAAAGGUGAGAUUAUUCCCGGCUUACUGACAGACAAGCUGCCUCAGACACCGGUUCUAUCCUCCGUCCUUCGUCACAUCCCUCCACUCGUCACCAUGAGGUCUCUAUUCUGCCUGGGGGUCAUGACGGUCCUCUGUCUCCUGUGUUUGGAAGGGGGCGUGGUUUUUGGAGGCCCAGUUAUCAGUGAAUUUUUUGCUGGAGCGAAUGAUACAAGUACAAGUUCUGCCAACACAGCCGUAACGAGUAACACUGCAGGAAUCACGACAACCGCCGCAAAAACGACAGCAGGCAACAUGACAACUGUCCCUGUGACAACUGGUAACAUGACCAACAACAUGACCACAGCCUCCAUGACAACAAAUAACGCUACCAACAAUAUGACAACGGCGCCCAUGACAACAAGUAACGUGACCAACAAUAUGACAACAGUAUCUAUGUCAACAACAUCCGGGAACUCAAGUAUGCCUCUGACGUCAGAAGGACCCAUGUCGUCACCAACAAAUCCUCAGACUUCUACAACAAAAACAACCACAACGACAACUGCUCCUAAAUCUUCUAAAUUUAGCGGAGCCUCGUUUGGGGGAGGAAUAGCCCUCGGUGUUGUGCUUGCCGCUAUUCUUUCUUUUGGAAUUUAUAAAUAUAAAAGUCGGAACGGAGGGUAUUCUCAAUACUGAAUAAUGUGAAAUCUCAAUAUUUCAACAAAUCCAAACAAUUUCAAAUCAUUUUAAGGAGACGAGGGAAAAUCCCUAAAAAUAUUCAAACUAUGAAAGGUUGAAAUGCAGUAGAGAUUAUGAUUUAUACGCAGGUCUAUGCAUUUUGAGAAACAUUGUGAAAUACUUAACUGCAUUUCAACAUGUAUGCACGUGUCACAUGUAUAUGUUUAAAUAAGUUUUUGUAUGUAAAAAAUUAUCUAAUUAUGUGAUUGCGUGUUAAACUGUA